AUGGAAGAAGGAAAGUUUUUGGGUUUCAUAGUUACAAAAGACGGUUUUAAAGUUAAUCCAGAGAAGGUGCAGACCAUUCAGCUAAUGCCAUCACCGGCAACAAUCAAGGAAAUGCAAAGGCUCGCCGGGCGACUAGCAGCUCUGAAUAGAUUUUUGGCUAAUCAUGCGGCAAAAUCUUAUCCAUUUAUCAGUACGCUGCGAAACUGCGGAAAGAAAACUCCUUUUCAAUGGACACCUGAAGCAGAAGCAGCAUUCAAGCAAAUGAAAGAAUAUUUAAUCCAGUUACCAACACUGACUGCGCCAAAAGAAAAAGAACCAUUAAUCUUAUAUCUGUCAGCCGCGGAGGUAGCAGUAGGCGCAGUAUUAAUGGUAGAGCGGGAAAAUAUCCAGACUCCAAUCUACUACAUCAGCAAAAUGCUCACCGGCCCUAAAACUCUACUGACAAAUUAUCAUUUGGGCCAAAUCUUGUCAAAACCCGACAUAGCGGGAAGAUUAGCUAAAUGGGCCAUCGAGCUAGGAGGCUACAACAUUUGUUACAAACCAAGACCAGGAAUCAAAGGGCAAGUUCUAGCAGACUUCGCCACUGAAGUUCCCGUUGAUAAAGUACAGGAAUGUGAGGCAAUCCAGAACCCGACGCCUGUUUUUGACGACAGAGUCUGGACCUUACACACCGAUGGUGCUUCCAAUGACGACGGAGCAGGAGCAGGUCUCCGAUUAGUCAGCCUGGAUAAUCACGAACUCACAUAUGCUAUCCGCUUAGAUUUCCAAAGUACCAACAAUGAAGCAGAAUACGAAGCAUUUUUAGCAGGUCUUCGUCUAGCACUCAAGAUGGGGGCAAAAAACCUUGAAGCUAACGUCGACUCAAAACUAGAAGCUGAACAAGUUAACGGUCGUUAUGACGCGAAGGGCGAAGCUAUGGCGUUGUACCUUGAACAAGCACGGAUGUUAAUCAAUCAAUUUCAGACAUUCAAAGUCAUUCACAUAAACAGAAGCGAGAACAAACAUGCUGACGCGCUAAGCAAGUUAGCUGCUAGUAGCUUUAAACACUUAGCAAAGGAAGUGCGCAUAGAGGUACUAUCCAAUCCUUCCAUUCACCUGAAACAAGUAAGUGUCAUAGAGAUGGGAAAUCCGUCCUGGAUGUCUCCAAUUAUUUUGUACCUUCAACACGGAAAACUCCCGGAAGGAAAGGCAGAAGCCCGAAAAAUACAACACAAAGCAAUAAACUACGAGAUGGCGGAUGGCAUCCUUUAUCGGAAAUCAUUCAUGGGUCCAUUACUACGUUGUGUUGAUAAAAUAGAUGCUCAGUAUCUGGUCAGAGAAAUCCAUGAGGGAUUAUGCGGGAUACACGCAGGACCGCGCAUGGUCGUGGCAAAAAUAAUGAGCGCCGGAUAG
This is a messenger RNA of Helianthus annuus (common sunflower), 1392 nucleotides long. RefSeq lists its product as uncharacterized. NCBI's taxonomy places the organism in Eukaryota, Viridiplantae, Streptophyta, Magnoliopsida, Asterales, Asteraceae. The record is from RefSeq and is a predicted model, not a curated record. The coding region runs from base 1 to 1392 and encodes 463 amino acids. The transcript has 2 exons. Gene Ontology annotation, molecular function: nucleic acid binding; RNA-DNA hybrid ribonuclease activity.